UACAUAGACGCCUCACUGAGCGGGUUGGCACGUUGCUGCGAUACGUCGACGUGGUUGCGUCAGGAUGUGGUUAUUAUAGACACAGAUUUUAUAUCUGUCAUUUAUCGUCACAGUAACAGCGUUACACACACUGGUAGCUGUAAACACUGAUUUAAAAAAAUGGGAAAAAAAAUACAUACGUGAGUUUAGUGCCUACCUGUAUUCUAAACAUAUCAGAGAACGUUACAUACGUUGCUUUUCGUACCUAUCUGUUUCUCAAAUAAAUCCGUACGUGUGUGAGUGGGUAAGUGAGAGGCAUUUGUAAAGUUUACUUCAUUGACUUUAAACGGUUCACGGGGCAGAGCUGCCACAUCCAAUAUGGCGGCGACGUCGACGCUCGGUUUGCGCGUGGCGAGCAGCCCUUGAAGCCGAGCGACGUCUCGACCGCGUCGUGACGGCUGCAGGUUACCAGCUUCCGUGAUCACUACAAAGCAGAAAGGAGCCUCAUUUUCAGAAGAGAUGUCCUCCCAAGUCAGACUGAGGGUGCUGCCGAGCACCAGGUGCUUGUUUGAUGAGCCCAUUCAGGUGAAGGUGGCCGGGCUGAGGUCGAGGCAGGUGGUCACCAUGAGAGCCACCUCGAAAGACGAGAAGGGCGUGGUGUUCAGCUCCUCGGCCACUUACAAGGCUGACGAUAACGGGGAGGUUCAUCUGGACAGAGACCCCUCAGUCAGGGGGAGCUAUGUCGGGGUUGAAGCCAUGGGUCUGCUGUGGUCCAUGAUGGCAGACAGACCGCACAUAAAGUUUAGACAGCUGAGUUCACUAAAUCCCCACGUGGUGAAGUUCUCUGUGCACGAGGAGGAGGGAGAGGGCAAGAUGCUGGGAGAGGUGACCAAUGAGAGGUGUCUUAUUGGCGAUGGAGUCUGCCGGAUCCCUGUGAAAGAGGGAAAUAUCCGAGGAGCCCUGUUUACUCCCCCAGGGGAAGGUCCUUUCCCGGCUGUGCUGGAUCUGUGGACUUUUGGUGGGGGUUUGUCAGAGAAAAGGGCCUCUCUGCUGGCCAGUCGUGGAUUUGUGGUUCUGACUAUAGCGCUGUACGGCCAUGAUGACAUGCCGAGUCACAUCAAAGUGGUCCAUCUGGAUUAUUUUGAGGAAGCGAUAGAGUUUUUAAAAAAACAAGAUAAGGUGGGCAGCAACGGAGUUGGGGUAAUAUCCCUUUCAAAGAGUGGAGAUCUUGCUCUGUCAGUGGCCUCUUACCUGCCAGGUGUUGAGGCCACCGUGUGGAUCAAUGGCUGCUGUUCCAAUACAGCUUUCCCUCUCUACUAUAAGGGAAGCCAGAUCCACUCUGCAUUAAUGUAUGACAGGAGCAAGUCGAUUCUCACGGAGACUGGAGCCCUGGUUGUCAAGAAUGGCAUUGACAAUCCUCUUGCGGAGGAGAACGAGGGCAGCUUGAUCCCCAUCGAACGAGCCAAGGGACGUUUCCUCUUCGUGGCUUCAGAGGACGACCUCAACUGGGACAGUAAGAGUUACAUGGAAGUGUUGGUGGAGAGACUGAAGCGUUAUGGGAAGGACAACUAUGAGAGCGUGUCUUACCCUCGAGCAGGACAUUACCUGGAGCCACCAUAUGGGCCCUACUGCCCCUCCUGUGUUCAUGGGCUUGUGGGUAAACCAGUCCUGUGGGGGGGUGAGCCCAGAUCCCACGCAGUAGCUGAGGUGCACGCGUGGACGAAGAUCCAGGAGUUUUUCAGAACACACCUGAGAUGGGAUGCUACACAGACUAACGCUAAGUUAUAGAUAUAUUUUUACAGAAAACAUAUGAGCACAUAAGUCAUGACAUCCAAACUGCCAGUUUAUUGUAAAUAAUUUUGUAUGAACUGAUUGAUUUUUAGUGUUUGAUUGGUGCUAUUACUGUACACCGAGAGAAUAAUUACAGGAUCUUGAUGUUGCAUUGGCAGGAAUAAUUAUGUAUUUUAUUUUUAGUAUAAUUAUAAAGUUUGAGAAUAGAGGGAAAACUUACAAAAUGAAGAGAAAAUGGAAAAGAACCACAGGGAUGAAGACUAAUUGAGACUUGAUGCGUGUGAAACCCAGCAGGGUGAUGCAUAAACCCCACACUUCAUGUAUUCAUUUAUGGUUAUAAACAUAGUUAUACAGAGCCUGUGUUGUAAGUAUUAUGUAAUUAAAAUCAUCGACAGGUGAACAGUAUCUGGUGUGUGCUGACAUGUUGGUAACAGGCAUGCGAUGAUGGGUCCAGUCCUGUAAACACAUGAUGACCGAUGUCAGUAUACAAACACACACGGAGUUAAACAUUAGAUUAAGCUUUUUGUUUGAGAGGGACGGAGAGAGAAAGGGCACCUGGAAGUUUUAAGGCUCCCUCCCUUCAAAUUUUAGCAAUCUUUAAAUCAGUGUUGAAAUGCUGUCUGAGCCUGUUUAGACUAGAAAGACUCGCCUUCUGUCCAGUUAGUGGCACUGCACCCCAGUGUGCCUCAGGCCCACUGAUGAUCCAGACGUGUGGCUUGUCCAUCUUGUGCCCUUGCAUUUACCGUCUGCUUCUUAUCCUGUGUUCCUGUUUCUUAGUAUGCUCAUUUUUAGGUCUUAAAUAAACGAAAGUUGAUAAACUCCUUCAAUGCACAGAA
This is a messenger RNA of Acanthopagrus latus (yellowfin seabream), 2606 nucleotides long. RefSeq names its product acyl-coenzyme A thioesterase 1-like. Gene Ontology annotation, biological process: acyl-CoA metabolic process; fatty acid metabolic process. NCBI's taxonomy places the organism in Eukaryota, Metazoa, Chordata, Actinopteri, Spariformes, Sparidae. The record is from RefSeq and is a predicted model, not a curated record. The coding region runs from base 499 to 1767 and encodes 422 amino acids. The transcript is spliced from 4 exons. Gene Ontology annotation, molecular function: fatty acyl-CoA hydrolase activity.